Malus domestica (apple) is the source of this 2811-nucleotide messenger RNA. Lineage: Eukaryota; Viridiplantae; Streptophyta; Magnoliopsida; Rosales; Rosaceae. The record is from RefSeq and is a predicted model, not a curated record.
UCCAGCGGUGGUGGAGAGAUCAGAGUGACGCCGUCCAGAGUAUAGUCAAGCAGCUAGUCACCUCGGGUCAAUUAGAAUUCAUAAAUGGGGGAAUGUGUAUGCAUGAUGAGGCUGCAACGCAUUAUAUCGAUAUGAUAGAUCAGACGACUCUAGGGCAUCGCUUUAUUAAAAAGGAAUUUGACAUGACUCCAAGAAUUGGUUGGCAAAUUGACCCCUUUGGGCAUUCGGCAGUCCAGGCUUAUUUGUUGGGAGCAGAAGCGGGAUUCGACUCACUUUUCUUUGGUCGAAUAGAUUACCAGGAUAGGGCUAAGCGCAAAAAUGACAAGAGCCUUGAAUUUAUUUGGCAGGGUUCGAAGAGUCUCGGUUCAUCUGCUCAGAUUUUUUCUGGUGCAUUCCCUGAGGCUUAUGAGCCUCCAUCUGGUUUCUAUUUUGAAGUUAAUGAUGAUUCCCCAAUUGUUCAGGAUGACAUCACUUUGUUUGAUUACAAUGUACAUGAUCGUGUUAAUGACUUUGUUGCUACUGCAGUAUCACAGGCUAACAUAACUCGAACGAAUCAUAUAAUGUGGACCAUGGGAACAGAUUUCAUGUAUCAGUAUGCACACACAUGGUUCCGACAAAUGGACAAACUCAUUCACUAUGUCAACAUGGAUGGACGUGUUAAUGCUCUGUAUUCUACUCCAUCCAUAUAUACGGAUGCAAAGUAUGCUACAAAUGAAUCAUGGCCAAUCAAGACCGGUGAUUUCUUUCCUUAUGCAGAUCGUGCAAAUGCAUACUGGACAGGGUACUUCACAAGUAGACCAGCCUUGAAACAUUACGUUAGAACAAUGAGUGGCUAUUAUUUGGCUGCAAGGCAACUAGAAUUUUUUAUAGGAAGGACUGAUUCAGGGCCCAACACAGAUUCAUUGGCAGAUGCCUUGGCAAUUGCUCAACAUCAUGAUGCAGUCACUGGUACAGAGAAGCAGCAUGUUGCCAAUGAUUAUGCAAAAAGAUUGGCCAUAGGCUACACGGAGGCCGAGCAAGUAGUUGCCACGUCACUUGCUCACUUGGUUGAGCCUGCAUCAUACACUGGAUCUGUAAAUCCAACUACGAAGUUUCAACAGUGCCCACUUCUGAAUAUCAGCUAUUGCCCUGCAUCAGAAAUGAAUUUUUCUGAAGCGAAACAAUUGAUUGUCAUGGUGUACAAUUCCCUAGGAUGGAAGAGGGAUGAUGUAAUUCGAAUUCCUAUUAUCAAUGAAGAUGUCACUGUUCAUGAUUCUGAGGGAAGAGAAAUUGAAUCACAGCUUCUCCCACUAGAUGAUGCCCAUGUGGGCUUAAGGAACUACUAUGCUAAGGCAUACUUGGGUCAAACUCCAACAAAGACACCAAACUAUUGGCUUGCGUUUACAGUAUCCGUGCCACCACUCGGUUUCAACACAUACACUAUCUCGCUUUUGGGUAAAGCUCCUCUGAUUCCUCAGAAUGCCGGGGCAUAUAUCUUCCGUCCAAAUGGCACGUUUCUCAUAAAACCUGGAGAAAAGGCUUCUCUGACUGUCGUGCGUGGACCAGUAAUAGAUGAAGUGCAUCAACAAAUUAAUGCAUGGAUAUAUCAGGUCACCAGAAUUCACAAAGAGAAGGAGCAUGUUGAAUUCGAGUUUAUUGUUGGGCCAUUACCUACUGAUGACGGAAUUGGCAAAGAAGUUGUAACUCAACUAGCCACUACCAUGGCUACCAAUAAAACGUUCUACACUGAUUCUAAUGGGCGUGAUUUUAUUGAAAGGAUUUGCGACUAUAGAACAGAUUGGGACCUGAAAGUGCACCAACCUAUAGCCGGAAAUUAUUAUCCAAUUAAUCUUGGGAUAUACAUGCAAGAUAACAGUACAGAAUUUUCGGUUUUGGUGGAUCGAUCUAUAGGAGGGUCCAGCACAGUGGAUGGACAGAUAGAGCUGAUGCUCCACAGGAGACUACUACUUGAUGACUCAAGAGGUGUGGCAGAGGCUCUAAAUGAAACUGUCUGUAUUGACAAUGUUUGCAGUGGACUAAGAAUCCAAGGAAAAUUUUAUUUCAGAAUCGACCCCCUGGGAGAAGGUGCCAAGUGGCGUCGCACUUUUGGUCAGGAGAUAUAUUCCCCUCUUUUACUGGCCUUUUCUGAACAGGAUGGAGAUAACUGGAAGAAUUCUCAUGUAACCACUUUUUCAGGGGUUGGUUCCUCGUACAGUUUACCUAAUAACGUCGCUCUUAUAACUCUUCAGGAGCUUGAUGAUGGAAAAGUUCUCCUUCGAUUAGCACAUUUAUAUGAGAUUGGAGAGGACAGGGAUCUUUCUGUAAUGGCAAAUGUAGAGUUGAAGCAGCUCUUCCCCAGGAAGAAGAUUGGUAAACUUACAGAGAUGAACUUAUCGGCAAAUCAAGAACGGACAGAAAUGGAGAAAAAGAGACUCAAUUGGAAGGUGGAAGAAGGCUCUUCAUCAGAAGCAAAGGUUGCGAGGGGUGGAACUGUUGAUCCUGCAAAACUGGUUGUGGAACUUGCACCAAUGGAAAUCCGAACCUUUCUCGUUGAGUUUAACCAAAGCUUCAAUCAUUAUUCAUUUGAUGCCUAACCGAAUGAGACUGAAAACGUAGAGGAGACUUGAGAGGCCCUUGGCUUCUGGAGUCCUGAGACUUUUUCUGUCAUGUAAAUAGACAUUGAGUUAUGUUUCUAGUGUUGAACGAAACAAGCAGAGGAAAAACGAUAAACGCGUAAAAAUCAGGGAACGAUGUGGUUUAUGAAAUGAGGUUGUACUAAGUAUUGAGUUGAUAAGCUACUAUUAAAUGGCAGCUGCUAUGUGACUUUUGAAA